AUGCAGUGGGAAGACACACUGUGGUUAGACAUCUUCAAUCAGGAAGCUUCUUGCAUCGUGCGGCAAACCUACCGGCUACGCACCUUGAUACGCUCUCUUCGGGAUCCCUACAGCCAGACACCUAGUCUGGCUUUGUUUUUUGAAUCCCCGGAGUGGAAGUAUUUUCCAGAGGACGAAGAGUCUGGAGUUCAUUUGCGUCUCGACCCUGACACUGCCAAAGGGCGACACCCACUGCUGAUCGCCAACACAAAAUCCUUACUUUCACACUCCCCACCCCGUUGUGCGUCUACCCGAGGAACUCUCAGUGCAUCUGUCAUACAGGAAAAAGUCUUCCCGAGAGCGGAAUCACUAAGCGUCUUGCCCAGGAUACUCCUUCCCUUUGCAGAUGUUCUCUACUUCAUGUGCAUGAACCAGUCAGACAUGCGUGUCAUUGAAGCGCAAAUAACUCAAUGGAUGCUCGCCUGGAGGGAAGCUGGCACAGGGACCCCAUUGCCCGGCAUCGUAGUUUUAUUGUCUGAAUUUUACCCUCUGCAGCCCGUAACGGUCCAGAGGCAGUUGGCGAAGAGGCUUCCAACAGGCAAAAUAUGCGUUGUGAGAAUAGAGCAGUCCACAUGGUCAACCGAUGGAUUCGGGCCUAUCCGCGAAAGGCUGGGACAAACAGCCGUUCGCACUCGUCGCUGGAAGAUCAAUCACAACAUGCUCUUCUCUGGCCGUCAUAUGAUGGGGUUAUUCGAAGAAUCGUUCAGCACUGCUUCCGCAAAACGUCCCUUCCGUUAUGUUGAGGCCUCUCGAGCGCUCCACCCUGUCGCUCCAGAUCUGAUUAAGCAUCUGAACAACUAUGUAGAGACACUGUCGGAAAGCUACGACCAGUCGUUCGCGGCGGAAUCAAUUGCUGCUAGUUUUCUGCUCGAUCAUUUGACCCCAGGGAUGCAUGAAUUCAAUAUACACGAUGUCUUCACCGUCUUAUACCGGGGCGCAUGUCGGCAGCUCUCUGAGAACAUUAAAUUCCCCAGCCCCGAUCUUAUCUUACACCAUAUGAACCUCCUACACACGAAGUUUCGGCGUGCUGGAGGCGAGAUCACCGAUAUACUCCAAGACAGCAUGAAACGUCAUAGAAAAAACUGGUCGAGGGUAGAGGGCAGUACUGACACAUGCUUUGUUUGUCUAAGGAGACGGCCGGAAUAUCAGCUUCCAUGCAGCCACACGCUGUGUGUCAGCUGCGUCAAGGACUUCGGCAACCAGUGCCGCCAGAACCCCGAUCGCUUCAUUGUGCGUAGCUGCUUUCUAUGCGACAACGCGUGUAAUCUCGUAGUUUUGGACCGGCCCCCUACAACGGGCGUCGGGCUGCUCUGCCUCGACGGCGGAGGGGUUCGUGGAAUUGUACAAACGGAAAUACUUCGCCUUUUAGAAGAACGCAUUGGUUUGCCUAUCCGAAUACAAGAACACUUUCAACUAGCCGCAGGCGUUAGUGCUGGUGGUCUGAAUCUUAUCGCGUUAUACCUUCAGGGGUGGCAUCCGUCGGUGUGUACUGGGAAGUAUGAGGAGAUGGCAAACGUGAUAUUUCGCAAAGGCCCGCUGCAGCACAUACCUGUUCUGUCGACAGUUUUGGCACUGUGGAACAGAUCACUGUAUUCUGCACAAUCACUGGAAACGGCCAUUGAACAGACCUACGGCGAUAGACGGAGGAUGUUAGAUCCUUCGUACGCGUCUUCUAUUGGCGCCCGCAUUCUGCUUCCCGUCGCAAGAAGUCCUGAGCCGUCCAUCUUUGUAUUCACCAACUACAACGGAGUUGGGGACGACGUAAAAGAACGAGGCCCGUGCACAAAUAUGCCGGGAGGGCAAUUGACCGCCAGCGGUCACCGAGCGGUUCAAGGCUCAGGCUAUGAGCUGUAUGGAAAUGGUAACCAUAUUGCGGUAUCAGACGUAUUUUUUCCGCCCAAGUUUAUACUGGGCAUUGGUUGGCUGCAAGAUGCGGGCAUGAUUGAGAACAAUCCAAUCACUCUACUCCUUUCCCAAUACUACCGGCUGUACUCUAAAAAUGGCACUUAUCAAUUUCUGCUGAAUAUUGGCUCAGGGUCAAAGUCAAACGAUGUGCGCCCCCGCCAUGGAAGCAGUGGUGGCGUAAUAGCUGCGGUAGUUGAAGCAUACAAGACGAGCGCGUUAAACAGGGUUAUGUCCGCGUACGAGUGGCUACUCAGUGGGUUGUCAUACUGGGGAAGAUACACAGCAUCCAUGGAUAACACUUCCGAGCUGCGGGAAUUGUCAUACUGGGGAAGAUACACAACAUCCAUAGAUAACACUUCCGAGCUGCGGGACAGGUGCAUUCGACUGGAUACCUCUUUGGAGGGCAUGGAGGCUAGGCUUGACGAUGUGGAGGCUAUUCCAGAGCUCAAACAGAGAGUACAGAUGGAGGCUAGGCUUGACGAUGUGAAGGCUAUUCCAAAGCUCAAACAGAGAGUACACAAUGAUGCUUCGUUGUCGACAGACAUAGAGAGCAUGGCGGAUCGUAUCAUCGCAUCCAUGUUCUACUUCGAGCUUGAGGACGUGCCAGUGCAGGAUGGUGCCACAUUCAAAGGACCCAGUCGUAUUUUAUGUCUACGCAAGAGCGGCGAUCCCACCCUGUCCUUACUUAUUGAGAAGCUAAUGGCAUGGAACGCGAGGUUUGUUGUGAACGACAAGGUCAUGGCGGGUAACUUUCUGUCCCCCGCUUUUUGGGACGAAACGGGGAAUUUUUUCAUGCCGGUAGAGUUCCAAACAGAGGGGCAGAAAUUGUCUGCAUCGCUCAGAUGGCCAGACGGCAGAAACUACCCGUUGAGCGGUAGCCCAUAUCGACUCUGCACGCUGGUUGAAAAGCAAGGGCUUGAUGCACCUUUUGGCCUGCCGGAUCACAGAAGAUGGCAUCGAAAACCACGCCACAUUGGCAAUGCUCCUCUAAGUGUUGAGUGUGAAGAUCGAAAGCCCGGCUUGAAACGCAAGUCGACGACGAAAGCUUCAAGAGAGGAUGGCUGCAAGAGACGCAGGCUAUGGUGGUCGGCAAGUCAGUACUACCCACCAAAAUGA
Molecule: messenger RNA, 3060 nt
Organism: Metarhizium robertsii ARSEF 23
Lineage: Eukaryota; Fungi; Ascomycota; Sordariomycetes; Hypocreales; Clavicipitaceae
Product: patatin-like phospholipase
Exons: 4
Coding region: 1-3060 (1019 amino acids)
Biological process (GO): arachidonate metabolic process
Cellular component (GO): membrane
Source: RefSeq, a predicted model, not a curated record